AUGUCUCUCCAGUUUUCUCCGCAGGCACCAUGGAGGAACAACAACAACAGUUUUCAGAACAAAGAGACUCCUGUAACAGAACAAGGAGAGACUAUUAUAGGUUUCUACCUACUGUCUCUAGGUUGGCUAUCUUGGUUUGGAAACAGCAUUGUGAUUUUUGUCCUGUAUAAACAAAGAGCUCUUCUGCAGCCCACAGACUACCUCACAUUUAACUUGGCAGUAUCAGAUGCCAGUAUCUCUGUGUUCGGUUAUUCGCGAGGGAUCAUUGAAAUCUUCAACGUCUUUAGAGAUGACGGAUUCAUUAUCACAUCAAUAUGGACUUGCCAGAUUGAUGGGUUCCUGACACUCCUCUUUGGCCUGGCUAGCAUUAAUACCCUUACAGUAAUCAGCGUGACUCGCUACAUAAAAGGCUGCCAUCCUGAGAGAGGUCAUUGUAUCAGCAACAGCAGCAUGACAGUAGCUCUGGUUCUCAUUUGGAUAGCAGCUUUCUUCUGGUCAGUAGCUCCAUUACUCGGCUGGGGCAGUUAUACAGAUCGCAUGUACGGAACGUGUGAGAUAGACUGGGCAAAAGCCAACUUCUCUACAAUCUACAAAUCCUACAUUGUCUCCAUUUUUAUCUGCUGUUUUUUCCUACCUGUAAUUGUCAUGAUUUUCUCAUAUGUGUCAAUUAUCAAUACUGUCAAAUUAAGCCACGUGCUAACAGGCCUGGGCGACCCAACAGAUAGACAGAGGAGGAUGGAGCGAGAUGUCACAAGGGUUUCUAUUGUCAUUUGCACAGCCUUCAUUAUUGCAUGGUCACCAUACGCUGUCAUCUCUAUAUGGUCGGCCUGUGGUCACCCUGUGCCCAGUCUUACCAGUAUCCUUGCCAGCUUAUUUGCUAAAUCUGCCAGCUUCUACAAUCCUAUUAUCUACUUUGGAAUGAGCUCCAAGUUUCGGAGGGACAUUUUCAUCUUGUUCCAUUGUGCCAAAGAAGUCAAGGACCCAGUGAAGCUCAAACGUUUCAAAAACCUCAAGCAAAAACAGGAGCCUUCUCAGAAAGAACAGAAGUAUGCAGAUGUGCAUCCUGCAUCAAGCCCUGAUUCUGGGGUUGGAAGUCCAACCAACACCCCACCUCCAGUGAACAGGGAAGUGUAUUUUGGCAUCUUUGAUACACCAUCUAAUAACCCUGAUAUUGAAUGCGAUAGACUGUAA
This is a messenger RNA of Tinamus guttatus (white-throated tinamou), 1191 nucleotides long. Its product is annotated as visual pigment-like receptor peropsin. NCBI's taxonomy places the organism in Eukaryota, Metazoa, Chordata, Aves, Tinamiformes, Tinamidae. Gene Ontology annotation, cellular component: membrane. Gene Ontology annotation, molecular function: G protein-coupled receptor activity. Gene Ontology annotation, biological process: G protein-coupled receptor signaling pathway. The record is from RefSeq and is a predicted model, not a curated record.